This is a messenger RNA of Lemur catta (Ring-tailed lemur), 380 nucleotides long. Its product is annotated as late cornified envelope protein 1C. Lineage: Eukaryota; Metazoa; Chordata; Mammalia; Primates; Lemuridae. The record is from RefSeq and is a predicted model, not a curated record. Gene Ontology annotation, biological process: epidermis development. The coding region runs from base 28 to 369 and encodes 113 amino acids. The transcript has a single exon.
CUCCUGAACGCCUACCUGCCUGCCGAGAUGUCCUGCCAGCAGAGCCAGCAGCAGUGCCAGCCCCCUCCCAAGUGCACCCCCAAGUGCCCUCCCAAGUGCCCCGCCCCAAAAUGCCCCCCAAAGUGUCCCCCUAAGUGCCCUCCCGUCUCUUCCUGCUGCAGCGUCAGCUCUGGGGGCUGCUGUGGCUCCAGCUCUGGGGGUGGCAGCUGCUGCAGCUCUGGGGGUGGCGGCUGCUGCCUGAGCCACCACAGGCGCCGCCGCAGGUCCCACUGCCACAAACCCCAGAACUCUGGCUGCUGCAGCCAGCCCUCGGGGGGCUCCAGCUGCUGUGGAGGGGGCAGUGGCCAGCACUCUGGAGGCUGCUGUUGACGUGGACUCUG